AUGCACUCAGCCACAACUACUGAACAAGUAGCCCAAUCUCACAAUAACUAUCACAUUAAAAAUUUUGAUUCAAGUGUAAAGCAUGCAGUAUAUCCUUCUCCUGAGACAGAUAAAAUGAUCAGUUGGGGUAUUGCUUUUGGUGGAAGUUUCCUUGUCCUAAUAGCUUUUCUCAAGGUAAUUCUUAGUUGUGCUGGGAAUUUUUCAUAUUUCUCAAUCUCUCAAUACAAGAUGAAGGCUGUUUAUUCCUUACUCAGAGAUUUGGCUAUUUUCGUAUUCAUUCUGUCCAUAGUAUUGAUGCUACACUUCCACAGUUACCUUGAUUGGUAUCACACAAAUCUUGAAAAUUUGCUCUAUGGCUUGUACAUUUUUACAGCAUUAUGGAUAUUCUCUAGCAUAGUGUUAUUCUACACUUGUUAUGUGCGCUUAGAGACUUUCCUGGACUAUGAGUCUAUCAGUCAAGACCAAGAGAAAUUAAGAGAUCUCAAGAAUGUCUAUGAAGCUAUGAUGAUUGACGACCAUAACAUUAGCUCCUCUAUCAGGAGAAACCUCAACUUCCAGAUAAUGAGGCAAGGCUUCAUAUGUCCUGUUGAGCUCCCAAUUUUGACAGAAAGUUUCCUACGAAGAGACUUCAACUUCUGAAUGUAUCUUGGCUAUUGCAUCACUGACUUUCUGAGUGAGAUUAUUGGGUUCAUUAACCUAAAGUUCUACUUCUUCGUAGGAGGUUUAAUGGUAUCUUACAGACUGAUUGAGACACUGAACGUAGAACCCGGAUCUGGAUUGAUUUAUGGAGUUCCUAUUGUGUGCUUUGUCCUCUUAUUUUUAUCUAAAUGGCAUCUUGAGACUAUAUACUUUUACCUAGUCCCAGACGUGAGUCUUGCUGAAAAUUUUGAAUUUAAUGUUGAUAUGGAUAUUAUUGAUCCUGUUGACCAUGAAGAGGACAUUCCUGCCCCUCUCUAUCUCACCAUUGGCUAUGAGAACCAGGAUUAUCAAGAGGAGGAAGAGUCUGAUGAGGACGAACACAGAGGCAUCAAUGGCCCUCGGGAGUCUGUCUUCAGAAAUAUCAGAGAACAAAAUAAAAAGUAUAGCUGGAUGUUCAAAUCAGGAAAAACGAGCCUAGGCUAUCAUCAGAACAGACAUGAAAGAUUGUUUUGGUUUGGCUGGAUUGGAGUGGUUGGCCAAAAGUUCAUCAUUCAAGGUUGAUACAUGGUGCUUAUCCUAUGGCUCAGUCUUAUCAUAGCUGCAGAUGGAUAUGAUCGAUUCUAUGUAUUUGAUAAUGAGAAGGUAGAUAUUCCUAUCAUGAUAGUAACGAUCUUGUUUGCUUCCUUCUUAAUCUUGUAUUAUUUCCCUUCGGUGAUGUUCGCCUAUAUCCUUGAUACAAGCAUUCAGAUGAUGAAGAGACGUGAUUAUAUAGAAUUAGUAAUUAAAGAGCAAAAGCAUCAAAAAUCUCUCAGAGCAAUGAGAAUGUAUCAAGUAUUCAAGAAUAUCAGAAGGAUAUUAAUUGAGGGUCUCCAUGAGGAUGUUGAUGAUAAAUAGCAUUCUUAGAACUCCAAAAAUGCUCAUCAAUGAGAAUCACAACAUCCUGAACGAACAUUUUGAUGGUGAAGAUCAAUUACCUAUUGAAAAAAUUGACACCUUCGCUCAUCUGAAUGGUAGCAAACUACUCAAGCAAGACUCCUACUUGCUUCUUUUUAAGGCUGGAGAUCCAGAUGUGAACUAUGUAAAUCCUGAAAAUAUGGAAACAGCCAUUACAAAAAUCAGCAAUGAUGUAAAGAUCGACCCAUAUUUAGUCAUUUCCAGAAUUUUCUACCUGAUGGCCAACGUCCAGUACAAAGUCUCUAUGGAACAACUAGACGAGUUCUUCAGAGUUUAUAAAGACCACUUUGAGAAGGACGAUAUCAUAGAGUUUAGAAAGGAAAUCUUACUUCUUCGUGGAGGCGCAGAGAUUGAUAUCCAAGAAAUCGCUUCUUUGAUCAGAGAUAAUAUCGAAUGCUUCCCAAGAUAA
Messenger RNA from Moneuplotes crassus, 2002 nucleotides. The record is from the annotation of a GenBank genome assembly. NCBI's taxonomy places the organism in Eukaryota, Ciliophora, Spirotrichea, Euplotida, Euplotidae.